Diabrotica balteata is the source of this 1827-nucleotide messenger RNA. The record is from the annotation of a GenBank genome assembly. Lineage: Eukaryota; Metazoa; Arthropoda; Insecta; Coleoptera; Chrysomelidae.
GUUUAUGUUUGAUUAUUUGCCGACAGUUAAAGAUAAAGAUGUUUAAUUUUUAUUAUCUGUUCUAUGUUAAAUAACAUAUAAGUGUUCUUGUUUUAUUACUAUAAUAAUCACAUUAAUAUAAUAAUAAUCACACAUUAUUGAUGUUGCUGCAGAGAGAGCGACUUGUUGAUUCCUUUAGUGAAGUGCAUAAGAGAUAUAGGAUUUUAUUGAUUAUGAUAUUAACAAUACUAUUGUUUUUAGUUUCUUGUUAUGAAGUCGUACUUCCGAAAACUCCUGAAGAUUCCAUUCAAAUGUAUAUCCAAAAUAAUAAACCAGCAACAUUUAAAACCAGUCCAUAUUUUCUAAGUAUAGCUUUAGAUGAUGUUGUAAUAGCAAGGGGAUUUAAAGACUUUGAUAUGAACAAUGAAAAACUUAUAGCGAUGAUAAGAUACCUAUCCCCAGGAUACUUAAGAAUUGGAGGAAAUUUAGCAGAUAAGUUAAUAUUCUCUUUAAAAAAUAAGACAGAUUUAAAUAUUGAAAAUGUAGAUCAAUUAUAUGAUAGCAGCAAUAACUUUGGAAAUAUGGACUAUGCUGCACUUCCUGAUGUUAUUUUAUUUGCAUCUGAUUGGUUAAAACUUAACAAUUUAUCAAGCAACACAUAUAUGCAGAUAUUUUUUGGACUUAAUGCUUUACAGAGGUUUAAAAAUGGAGCAUGGGAUUAUAGAAAUGCUGAAGAAAUGAUAAAAUUUUCAGACGAAAAUGGAUUAAUUGUGAAUUGGGAAUUAGGAAAUGAACCAAAUUCAUUCAGACAUAAGUUUAACAAAGAGGUUAAUGCCAGUCAAAUGGCUAAAGAUUUUAAACAGUUAAGAAGCAUAUUAAAUAAAUAUAAUAAUUUCAAUAAAUCCCUCCUAGUAGGACCAGAUGUUACAAGACCAGUAGAGAACCAUAAAGAAAGUCAAAUAUUUUUAAAAGAAUUUGUUACAUCUGCCAAGAAUGUUAUAGAUAAGAUAACUUGGCAUCAGUAUUAUUUAAAUGGGCGAACAGCAAAACCACAAGAUUUCUUAGAUCCCACAGUUUUUGAUUUAUUAAAAUAUCAAAUAACUAGAGUAAAGGAACUAACAAACUCAAGUGGAAGGUCAAUAUGGCUAGGAGAAACUUCUUCAGCCUAUGGGGGUGGGGCUCCUAAUAUGUCUGAUAGAUUUAUAGGUUCAUUUAUGUGGUUGGACAAACUUGGACUUGCAGCCAAAAUGGGUGUAGAAGUAGUAAUGAGACAAUCAAUAUUUCAUGGAAAUUAUUCUCUUUUAGAUGAAAACUAUGAUCCAAAUCCAGAUUGGUGGAUUAGUUUGAUGUACAAAAGAUUAGUUGGAAGAACUGUUGUACCACAUCAAAGCCAAACAAACAAGUUAGUCCGAUUAUAUGUACAUUGUCUACAAGAGGAAAUGUUACCAUCUGUAGUAAUAUUUGGAGUUAAUCUAGGCAGCAAAACAACUAAAAUUGUAAUUGAAGGACUGGAACCAGAUAAUAUGCCGUUGUAUCUGAUGGCAUUUGAAUUUCAGUCAAAAGAUUGGUUUUCCAAAGACAUUUAUUUAAAUGGAGUUCUAUUGAAGUUAUUGCCAGGAAAUAAAAUACCUAACAUUCCGCCACGAAGAAAAUCUCUGACACCUUAUGUAGAAAUGCCUCAAUAUUCACUUGUGUUUUGGGUAAGCACUAGAAUAAAAAUUGUAGCAUGUUCAAACUGAAAUUAAUAUUUUAUAUAUUCUAAUAUUUUAUAAAUAUUCAAUAUUUGUGAUAACACGAGGAAUGGCCUGUGUACAGAAAUAUGUUAAAUUGAACACUAUAAGGAUGUGU